AUGGCGGUGAGGUGGGCAGAACUGGAAAACGUAGCAAUUCGGGAUUUAUCGCAUUCGCUGAUUCCAUUUUUGCCUCACCGGCCAAACUCUAGUACCCAAAUCAAAAAACUUACUGUUGAAGAAAUUGAAUUUAUUAGUGAAGGAAUCAAGCCAAUUCGGAAUCACGAACUCCCUGAGAACGUAAACCAACAUUUCAGUGAUAUAGCUAGAGGAGUGGGGAAGAUCACGAGAACAAACUAAUGGGAGCAAAUUCUUUUGUUGAAUUUUCCUUCUUUCAAUUUUACCAUCCCCAAUUCUUUCACUAGCUUCUGAAGCACCAAAACAAAUGCGUUUUUCUCACUAAAAUUCUUUCUUGGGCUGCGUUUGCAUUCCAAUUUUACACCUGUUCAAGUUUCCUGCAAUGUGCUUUUUGGUUCGAUUUUGGAGGCUAAAGCUUGCAAUGCAGCAAAAUAUUUCCUUCAAGUUUCGGGUUUUAGUCCCGAGCAGGUUUUAGAACGCCAUAUAUGUUGUCUUUGUGAUGGUUGAAUGGUUCAGGAAUCAGGAUUCACUUGAUGUGUUCUUGAAGCUUGGAAUUCAGCUUUGUUGGGUUCUAGUUUCGGGAGGACUGAUCUUGUUUGGAAAUUGCAUAAUGAAAUGUUGGAAUCUGGGGUUGUGGCAGAUAUUGAUGUUGAGAGAGUUGAAUAUUUUAUUUGAGCCUUUUGUGCUGAUAGUCAACUUCUGAAUGGUUAUGAAAGACAGGUUUUAGAAAAGGGGGUUGUCCCUAGAAAUAUUACUUUCAAUGCAUUGAUAUCUGGGUUUUAUAAGUGGAGGAAUUAUGCAAGAGCGCUUCUUCACACAACGAUAGCCAAGAAUUGUGCUUCUGAGAUUAAUACAUAUCCGGAAGUCAUCAAUGGACUUUGCAAGUAUAAAAUGUCACUUUUGAGGCCUUAGAUUUUCAAUGAUCUUGAAGAUAGAGGCUAUGCCCCAGAUAGGGUCAUGUAUACAACGACUCAUUGUCUUUGUGAGAUGGGAUGGCUUGGUGAUGCUUAGAAGCUUUGGUUUGAGAUGAUCAAUAAGGGUAUUCUUCCGAAAGAAUACACGAUUCAUGGAAUUUCUAAGAAUGAAGAUUUUGAAGAGGCUAGGAAACUGUAUGAUGAUUUUUUAUUUUAGGUUUUCUGUUUGGGAUAGGUUAUUCUCUUAGAAAUGGGCAUAUGCUAUUCUUUGGUUAGUAAAAUCUGCAAAAGCAGUACUCUUUAUUCUGAAACUUGCCUGGACAGGAUCCUGGAAAGAAAUUAAAUUGGGCGUUUUCAACUUGUUUGUAACUCCUGCAAGGAAAAGAUAUACAAUUUGCCUUCCCAUUUUUUCUUUAAUCUCCUCUAUGGAAUUACUAUAGUCUAAUAAGUGCCUGUAAUCAGCUACUUUAAAUCCGAGUCAUAAAAGCUUCAACUGGAGUGUUAUUUUCAGUGAUUGAUGCUUGUGAUUUAUCAUUUGUCCUUAUUUUGAAUUGGAAGAGCAGCAUGUUGUACUAGGUUCUUCUGCCAAGUGCGAAAGCUACUCUGGCAUUUUUAUUGAUUCACCUUUGUGAAUACUUAUUGCUCCUUUGACCUGGAACAAUGCUCCAAUGAGAGGCCAACACGCCAAUGAAAAAUAGCUCGUUGUAUCGGUCCUACCCCUACACAUGCGAAAGAGAGAACGUGUUAUGAAGUUCAUCUUGUUGAAAGAAAUACGGUUCUUAGUUGGCUUAAGCCCUGCAAAAGAUAAGAAUUGUUUUUCGCCAAAUUAAGUGGAAAGUUGACCAAUAAGAUGGACCAAGUGGAUCCUGUUGGAUUGUUAAGUCCUUCCUCAUGUGGCUAGUGUGCUCUCAUAUAUUGGAGAAUCAUAAAGCUUUGUAGUUGUUUCA
Molecule: messenger RNA, 1879 nt
Organism: Hevea brasiliensis (rubber tree)
Lineage: Eukaryota; Viridiplantae; Streptophyta; Magnoliopsida; Malpighiales; Euphorbiaceae
Product: pentatricopeptide repeat-containing protein At5g18950
Molecular function (GO): protein binding
Source: RefSeq, a predicted model, not a curated record